UCUUCCUUAUUCUCUUCCCCCCUCUGCCGCCUCAACCACUGUCGUAACCUUCCCCCUCCUCCUUCGCCGCAGCAUUCUCCUCUGUACAGAUAUGAAAUUAGCUUAGAUUAAAAUUUCUUUGGGGGGUUUUGGGGUUUUCGUCUUUGUGAUCUGUUCUUUUUUUUCUUUUCAAUUUUCCGAUGGCUUCUACGAGGAAAGAUAUGGAUCGGAUCAAAGGUCCAUGGAGUCCAGAAGAAGAUGAAGCUUUACAACGUUUAGUACAAACGUACGGGCCAAGGAAUUGGACUUUGAUAAGUAAAUCAAUUCCGGGUCGAUCCGGGAAAUCAUGUCGGUUACGAUGGUGUAACCAGCUUUCACCGGAAGUUGAACACCGGCCUUUUACCCCCGAAGAAGAUGAUACUAUAAUCCGAGCCCAUGCUCGAGUCGGUAACAAAUGGGCUACCAUAGCUCGUUUACUCAACGGCCGUACCGAUAACGCCAUUAAAAACCACUGGAACUCGACGUUAAAGCGAAAAUGCUUGUCGAUGACCGAAGGUUUUAACGACGAUUCCCCUCAGCCGCUUAAACGAUCCGCCAGUGUCGGAACCGGCAAUCCAAGUAGUCCGUCGGGAUCCGAUUUGAGUGACUCGAGUUUACCAGCUCCCUCACCGGUUUUCAAAACUGGUUCUGUAGUCCCUUCGAGUCAACAUGUUGAAACAGCUUCAUCGGCAACCGACCCACCUACUUUACUCAGCCUCUCGUUACCCGGUUCUGACUUUUCCGAACCUGUUUCUCCACCCGGAUUCAAUCCGACCCAAGUGACCACACAGGCUCCGGCACCGUUCCCAGCUCCGGUGGAGAAGCAGUUUUUCAGUGCCGAGUUUUUUGCAGUAAUGAAAGAGAUGAUAAGAAAAGAAGUGAGGAGUUACAUGGCGGGGAUUGAGCAAAAUGAGCUUUGUUUACGAACGGAAGCUAUUAGAAACGCUGUUGUUAAGCGUAUUGGAAUUAGCAAAAUCGAGUAGGGGAAGCAGAGAAAAAAAAUGUCUUUUUUUUUCUUUUUUCUUUUUUUUUUUUAAUUGGUGUUGAGUUAUUUUGGUUAUAGAAAUAAUCAUUUUGGUAGUGUACAGGGGAAAAUUAGGAGUUAAAAGAAAGGGGAAAUAAAUAUAAAAUGGAAAUGAGAAUGAAAAGGAUGAAGAAAGAAAGGCUCAAAAUUUCCAUGAACUGAUAUUGCAAAUAUUCAUUUUAUUUUUCAGAAGUAAUGGUAAAGGAGGGUUUAAUUAGAAGCUUUUAAAGUUUUAAGGAUUAAUUUGGAAUUUAAAUUAUAAUUUUGGGUUUCAUUAAGGAAGACAAAGAUAUCAAUAAUAUUUAAGUUGGGGUUAGUUAUAGUUAGAUAGGCGAUAUUAUUGGGACACAAUCCUCAUAUCAUGGAAGAGAAAAUAAGAGUUUAUGGACCUAAUUAGUAUCCCUAUUUGAAUUAAAAAUGUUAUUGGAAGUUCUCCUUUCUCGUUCUUUUUAUAAAAUAAUUUUAAAUGUCA
Molecule: messenger RNA, 1514 nt
Organism: Gossypium raimondii (Peruvian cotton)
Lineage: Eukaryota; Viridiplantae; Streptophyta; Magnoliopsida; Malvales; Malvaceae
Product: transcription factor MYB73
Exons: 1
Coding region: 180-1001 (273 amino acids)
Biological process (GO): regulation of DNA-templated transcription
Cellular component (GO): nucleus
Molecular function (GO): DNA-binding transcription factor activity, RNA polymerase II-specific; RNA polymerase II cis-regulatory region sequence-specific DNA binding
Source: RefSeq, a predicted model, not a curated record